Seminavis robusta is the source of this 228-nucleotide messenger RNA. The record is from the annotation of a GenBank genome assembly. Lineage: Eukaryota; Bacillariophyta; Bacillariophyceae; Naviculales; Naviculaceae.
AUGGCGAAGAAAGCCGACGGCGACUACAAACCCAAAAAGGCCAAGAAAGCCGGCAAGGGCGGCAAGAAACCUCUGUCUGGUUUCAUGCUGUUUUCGCGAGAGAAUCGUCCUCAAGUCAAGGAGGAGAAUCCCGAGAUUACGUUUGGACAGAUGGGCAAGAAGCUGGGCGAAAUGUGGCGUGCACUUACGGACGAAGAACGAGAAGAAUUCAAGAAGCGAAAGGAGUAG